Messenger RNA from Asterias rubens (European starfish), 841 nucleotides. RefSeq lists its product as uncharacterized. The record is from RefSeq and is a predicted model, not a curated record. The coding region runs from base 103 to 336 and encodes 77 amino acids. The transcript is spliced from 4 exons. NCBI's taxonomy places the organism in Eukaryota, Metazoa, Echinodermata, Asteroidea, Forcipulatida, Asteriidae.
GACAUUUCCUAUAAAAGGAGUUGCAGAACACCCAUCAUUUCAUUCCAGGCUGCAAAGACAAGUUCGUUCUCUUCAGUACAGAAACACAACCGAAUUACAACCAUGAAGGUACUUAUUCUGUUGGUGGCCGUUGCCGUAGUCGCUGCUACAUUUGAGUUUGAAGACUUUGCAGAGGGCGACAUGAUUGCCAAGAGAGCAUACGACGACCUGAUGGAGUUCUCCAAGAGAGCACGAGGAAACAAGGGAAAACCAUACUCUUGUGUCAAUGACUACGGACAGGACUGCGCAUGCUCAGACACCCGUGGUGGCAAGAAGAAGUACCUCGUCUGCAACUAGAUUUAAAAAGAUUUACAACAGGACCCGAUGACCGGAUACGAUAUUUUGUAAAAUAGAAAUACUGUUUUGACUUCAGGACUGGGGUCGGUGGGUAGGGUUGGUGGCUGGGCAGGCCGGGAAGAACUCUGUAGUUUGCUUACGGUAAACUAAGAGCAUUUAAACCCUACUCGGUAAUGAAUAUCAACCAGGGGUGAACAACAUCACUCUGAUUCUCAUUAUAGUUACUUUACAACCCAUAUUUUUUAGAAAUGUUUAAUCCAAACAAGAAGGUUUUAGAUUGGCUUGAACACGACUGUAAAAUUGGUUUGAUUGAAAGUUUGUUAUCGACAUGGAACAGCCGUUGGACCAAUGUAGUAGGGCCUACUGGUUAGAACUAAUACCAUUAUGCUAUCCAUCCUCCCAAAUUUACAAUUAGCUUUAAAACAAAAUAUGCAAUGUUGUGUUAUGUUUGAAAAUUGACCCGUGACAUAUCAGAAAGGAAUAAAAUACUAAAUGAAUAUGCAAA